Homalodisca vitripennis (glassy-winged sharpshooter) is the source of this 1414-nucleotide messenger RNA. Its product is annotated as DNA repair protein RAD51 homolog 3. Gene Ontology annotation, cellular component: Rad51B-Rad51C-Rad51D-XRCC2 complex; Rad51C-XRCC3 complex; replication fork. The record is from RefSeq and is a predicted model, not a curated record. Gene Ontology annotation, molecular function: four-way junction DNA binding; crossover junction DNA endonuclease activity; ATP-dependent DNA damage sensor activity. The transcript has 9 exons. The coding region runs from base 346 to 1326 and encodes 326 amino acids. Gene Ontology annotation, biological process: meiotic DNA recombinase assembly; DNA repair; reciprocal meiotic recombination. NCBI's taxonomy places the organism in Eukaryota, Metazoa, Arthropoda, Insecta, Hemiptera, Cicadellidae.
UCAGUUCUUGCUUUAUAAUGCUUGAUAGGUGAAAAUGUGCUCUAUGUCCGUAUGUUAGUUGUUGUUUUUAGUUUGGUUACUAUUUACCUGAAAACUCUGUGUAAACCUUUUUUAUUUAUUUUUUAUAACCUUUAUCACUUUUUAAUCUGAACUUGUUAUAAGUCGUUGAAUUAGUAGAUGUGAGUUGGCAACCUAUUAUAGCAACAACUCAGAUCGAUAUAAAGACAAGACAGAUGAUAGAAGAAGAUACACCAGCAAUCUCUGCUCUAACUCCGUGGAGUGGUCUGUCAUGUGUCGUCUCACGUAUCAGGCAGCCAGUUCGUAGAUGCAAAUCUCACUGUCGAAAUGCUUCCCGUUUGUUGCCUCAAAUUGCCUGGUGGAAUCAGAAAAAAAUUGCAAGAUUCCGGAUUUGUGUUUGCUGAAGAUUUAUUCUCUACAAAUAACGAGCUGCAGAAAGAAGUGGAGAAAAUCCUGAAAUCAAAUUCUGAUUUGAGAACAGUGUUAAAAGAAUGUUUGAAUCCACCCCAUAAAUUAUCAGCAGGAGACCUACUAAAGAAAGAAGAAACAUGUCAAAGAAUUCUGACUUUUAGCUACAGAUUGGACAGACUGCUGGGAGGGGGCUUACCAGUUGGGUGUGUUACUGAAGUUUGUGGACCACCUGGCAGUGGGAAAACACAGUUUUGUUUACAGAUGUGUAUUAGUGUACAACUCCAUACAAGCCUAGGUGGCCUUCAGGCAGAAGCAGUGUUCAUUGACACUGAUGCAGGAUUCUCACCACAAAGACUGACUGAUAUUGGGCAAGGGUGUAAAGAGCACUGCUGUAGAGUGGCCAGAUCAGCAAACUUCUCUCACGACCUCAUGAAAACUCUAGAAGAACAGCGGUUUAUUGGAUAUCAUUAUAUCGCUGUACAAGACUACUCUCAGCUACUUGCUGUAGUUGUAGGGCUAGAAGAAUUCAUACAGAAACAUACACAGGUGAAGAUAAUAGUCAUUGACAGUCUUGCUUUUCCAUUUCUUCAACUAAGUGAUAUGUUGAAACGAACAGUGCUAUUAUGUAAGAUUUUACAAAUUUCCAACAGACUGGCUCUCAACUACAACUUAUCGGUGGUAGUAACAAAUCAUUUGACUACUCGGAUAAGUCCAGGUGAGAAUCAGCUGAUUCCUGCCCUUGGAGAGAGUUUAGGCCACUUGAUGACUCACAGAUUAAUGUUUGGAUUUCUACCAAAUGACGGAUAUUUUGCUGCUGUCAAUUUCAAGAGCCCUAGUUUCCAAAACGACUCAGCUGAAUUCCAGAUCACAAAAGAUGGAAUUCGAGAUGUGCACUGAACUAUCAUGAAAGAUCAUCUCUGACACACUGAUGUUUAUAUAAACUUAAAUAAAAUUUAAAAUAAAAUUCUAUAUACUUUAUACAAUA